Messenger RNA from Didymodactylos carnosus, 1197 nucleotides. Lineage: Eukaryota; Metazoa; Rotifera; Eurotatoria; Philodinida; Philodinidae. The record is from the annotation of a GenBank genome assembly.
AUGUACUCAAAAGUUGAUCGUUUUGAUGUAUUUACAAUUGUUGUUAAUAUUCUUUUAUCCACACUCGGUGGGAUCCUCGUUAAUCGUCUUAUACCAAUGUUAUCGAAAUCAUUCAUCAAAGCAAAUUUAUUUGGUUAUGAUUUAAACAAAAGGAAUAAAGAAGAAAAGAAGAUACCAGAAGCUCAAGGUGUUUUAUCUGGAGGUGUAUUUCUCAUAGCAAUGUUUUUAAUGAUAGCCAUUGUUUUCUCUGAACAUUUACAUCCGGGAAGUGAUUUUCCACAUAAUAAAUUUCUUGAAUAUUUAGCUGCUUUAUUAUCAAUUUGUUGCAUGAUAUUGCUCGGAUUUGCAGAUGAUGUACUCGAUUUACGUUGGAGUGUUAAAGUAUGUUUACCAAUGAUCGCAUCUUUACCAUUAUUAUUAGUCUAUUUUGUUAAUUAUGGUUCAACAACAAUUAUUUUACCCAAACCUGUCCGUCCUAUUAUUGGAGCACAAUGGAAUCUUGGUAUUCUAUAUUAUAUUUACAUGGGAAUGGUGGCUGUUUUUUGUACAAAUGCCAUUAAUAUUUUCGCUGGUGUUAAUGGAAUUGAGAUCGGUCAAUCAAUUAUUAUUGCUGCCUCCAUACUUGUGUUUAAUUUUAUUGAAUUGCAAGGUAGUUGUUCUGAAGAACAUUUGUUUUCACUAUAUUUCAUGAUUACAUUCAUUGGUGUUUCAAUACCUAUAUUGAUAAAAAACUGGUAUCCAUCUCAGAUAUUUGUUGGUGAUACAUUAUGUUAUUUUGCCGGUAUGACGUUUGCUGUUGUUGGCAUAAUUGGACAUUUCAGUAAAACAAUGAUGCUAUUUUUUUUACCUCAAAUAUUUAAUUUUAUUUUGUCUAUCCCACAAUUGUUUAAAUUUAUACCUUGUCCAAGACAUCGUUUACCAAGAUUAGAUCCAUCGGCAAAUGUUCUUCGUCCAUCUCGAGUGGAUUUUCGUAAAAAUGAACUAAAACCAUUAGGUUUAUUCAUGUUAAAAUUCUUUUCAAUUAUAAAAAUGAUUCAGUAUGAAGAGACGAUAAACCAAGACACAAAAGAAAUUAUGAUAUCAUCAACAAAUUUUACGAUAAUAAAUACAGCGUUAUGUUGGUGUGGUCCAUUACAUGAAGAGAAACUAACAAAAUUAUUAAUGGGUGUACAAGUAUGUAGUUGUUUUGUAUUUUAA